AUGGCUGGCCCUCGCUUGUAUAGAUUACCUCAACUGUCUCGCCAAGUUUUCAGGCCACUCACGGCCCCGCGCACUGCCAUCCCUUCACAAUGUCGAAGGUGUCUCUCCACCACACAAACACUCGACCGGUCUGACAUUCGCAGCAUCUCAGACCUUCCCGAACGCACGAGUCCACGAUACCUCAAAAGCAUAAAGCCAGGCUCCUCGCUUCUAUCGCUAAAAUGGCCCCGGCCGCCACGCAAUCUUCUCCUCGUCCAAAAACUAUAUUCCACCGCGGUCGAUGAAGCAGUGGUCAAGUUCGCCAAGCACAUCCACACCGAAUACCCGAACGUCAACCUAAUUCUCGAGCCGCGUAUUGCCCCCUUGGUGCGGGAGAAACUAAAUUUCCCUAUUUACGUUUCUGACGAAUCAACAAACCUGGCAGACAAGGUGGAUGUCAUGGCGACAUUUGGCGGUGACGGCACGGUCCUGCGGGCUGCCAGCCUCUUCAAGCUCCAUGGGUCCGUACCCCCGAUCGUAUCGUUCAGCAUGGGGACGCUCGGAUUCCUCGGGGAGUGGGACUUCUCAGAGCACAAGAAAGCAUGGCGCGAUGUGUACAUGAGCGGGAGCGACGUGGCCGUGCGUGAUGCCGCGUUCCCCCGUGGGAUCGAAACCAACAACCCAGUCACUGGCUCCCACGCCGGUUGGGAGGAUAUAAGGGGAAAGAGCAUGGGCGCACAGCGGGCUGCCAAGAUCCUCCUACGGCAUCGGAUCAAGGCCGACAUCUUUGAUGCGUCUGGCGCAAACAUCAACCAUCGGCUGUCCAGCAGCCUGGCGAACGAGGCGCCGACCCUGGCGAAGCCAAACGAACGGUCCCCUCCGCUACGCGCGAUCAACGAGAUAUCCGUCCACCGGGGCUCGCACCCGCACCUCGCCAUCAUCGACAUCUUCCAGAACGGCCACUUCCUCACGGAGACCAUCGCCGACGGCAUCCUGAUCAGCACGCCGACGGGAUCUACGGCGUACAGCCUCAGCGCCGGAGGACCGAUCGUCCACCCUCUGGUGAAGUCACUCCUCAUCACCCCAAUCAGUCCUUGCAGUCUCUCUUUCCGGUCCCUCGUGCUGCCUCUGGACACAAAGGUGACUCUGCGACUGAGCUCAAAGAACCGGGGUCGCGAGCUGGACCUCAGCAUCGACGGUCGGCGCUGCGCCGGCGUCUCGCCCGGGUCAGAGCUGCAUGUAGAGGGUGAGUUUGUAGGGAGGAGCCGGGAGGGCCCCGGCGAGGAGUGGCACGGCGGAGUGCCCUGUGUCAUCCGCACGGAGGACGAUGAUCCUUGGGUUGGAGGACUGAACGGGCUCCUCAAAUUCAACCACCCCUUUGGGAGGGAACCUGCUAGCGAGUUCUCCGAGUGA
Messenger RNA from Clonostachys rhizophaga, 1392 nucleotides. NCBI's taxonomy places the organism in Eukaryota, Fungi, Ascomycota, Sordariomycetes, Hypocreales, Bionectriaceae. The record is from the annotation of a GenBank genome assembly.